CGAAACACAGCUUUCUCCUUUUUUCCAUGAGCAAAGAUUUCUCCCGGGCAGGGCCUGCCUCUCCAGAUCAGAGGCCACCCUUGGCUGGCUCCUAUCUUUUCUUUCACCUCCUAUGAGACCUGUGACAACUUGCUUCCUUCUUCAUUUCCCAUUGCCUAGUGCCCUAGGUGGUGCCCACUGCAGGGCGCCCACCCUCCAGGAAGAGGCACCCCCGGGCGGGCUCCUAGGCCUGGGCCGCGCACCCGAGCGUCUGGGCGACCCUGGCGGCGCGCCUGGCCCCGCACCCGACCCCCCCCCCAGCUUUCUCUUUUUUUAUUCCAAAAAUCCUCCUCUUCCGCCUCCCUUCCCCGCCUCCAGGUUUUUCCGCUUCCUCGAGGAAGCGAAUCAGACCGCGCAGGGCGUCGCGGAGCCCAGUGGUCUGCGGAGCGGGCAGUGAGCAGGGACAGGGCGCAGGAGCGGGGACCGAGCCAACACGGGCACAGAGCCUUCCCGCGGGGCCUUGCUGGGCUUUGCGGGCGCGCGGCGCUGAGUCCCGGGCUGCAGCUCGGCGGUUGUUCAGACGCUACAUCCUCAGGACUGACUGGAUUUCUUCAAGAUGUCAGAUCUAGUUCCCACAGUCCUGGAGCAGCCCACAGGUGAAAUGGAAACUCAAAUAAAAUCACCAGAUGCACAGCCUGAUGCUCCUCCUGACUACAAUUCUCAUUUUGUGGCAGGACCCUCUGGACCGGCUGUCCCUCCACCUGCAGGUUACCCAGGCAGAAUGCCUAUGGGAUACUACGGUCCACAGCUGCCCAGCGCCUUUCCCUUGUACCAACCAACUGGUAGUAUCCAUCCUAUCCAGUAUCAGCCUGGCAAAUAUCCUGGGCCCAGUCAGCUUGUUCCAGUUCCAUGGAUGCCACGGCCAUCACCCAUGCCAAACUGCCCUCUUGGCCUGGAAUACUUAAUUCAGCUGGACAACAUACACGUUCUUCAGCAUUUUGAGCCUAUUGAACAGAUGACACAUUUCGAAACCAAUAACAGAUAUGAUAUUAAAAACAGUGCAGACCAGAUGGUUUACAUCGUAAAUGAAGAUACCGAUGACUUUACCAGGAAUGCUUAUCGGACGCUAAGGCCCUUCGUCCUCAGGGUCAUUGACUUCAUGGGACGAGAGAUCAUGACGAUGCAGAGACCUUUCCGAUGCACCUGCUGCUGCUUCUGCUGCCCCUCAGCCAGGCAAGAGCUGGAGGUGCAGUGUCCUCCUGGAGCCACAAUUGGCUUUGUGGCAGAGCACUGGAACCUGUGCAGAGCCGUCUACAGCAUCCAGAAUGAGAAGAAAGAGAACGUGUUGAGAGUGCGCGGACCCUGCUCUACCUAUGGCUGUGGCUCCGACUCUGUUUUCGAGGUCCAGUCCCUGGACGGUGUGUCCAGCAUUGGCAGCAUUAUUCGUAAGUGGAAUGGUCUGUUGUCCAACAUGGGAGAUGCUGACCACUUUGACAUCCACUUCCCGUUGGACCUGGAUGUGAAGAUGAAAGCCAUGAUAUUUGGAGCUUGCUUCCUCAUUGACUUCAUGUACUUUGAAAGGUCUCCACCACAACGCUCAUCAAGAUAGAGAGACACAGCCAAUCAUCAAUUAUGGUUAAUGCAAAAAAAUGGAAAAAGCUGCCUUAGGCUUACAGUUAACCCUCAAUUAUUUGCAAGUAUAUGUCUCUGCUUUGCAGAUUCUUUGUAUUGGGGGUAAGCUUUGACAGCCAGACUGAGAGUGUGAGUCCAAGACCACAGUCAGAACAUGUGCUUCAGCUCAGAAUCUGUCUACCCGGUGGCCUGGGAAUUCCUUCUGAGAAGCAACAACCAUUUACCAAGGAAGCACAUACAAACAAGCUUUUUAAUGCUGUGGCCCUGGGAUGUGGGAACAUGAAUCCAGAGUUCCCAUACCUAUAGGUAGCGAAAUGACAGACUGCUGUUGGGACCUGGCUUCUAUCUCUAACCUUUUCCCCUUACUUCUCUCCAUUAAUAUGUCCUUUAGUAGGAGGCAAGCUUGAUUCCUGGGAAAAAUAAUUAUAUACUUCAUCUGUAAAGACCAAAGGGUAGACAGACAGAAAUAUUAGAUUGUAUUGUAAAAGGAAAUUUUUACUUGGGCACCAGUAUUCAAACCUCAUUCUGGCCAGGCACAGUGGUACAUGCCUGUAAUCCCAGUGGCUCAGGAGGCUGAGGCAGAGGAUCUUGAGUCCAAAGCCUGCCUAAGCAAUUCCGUGAGGCCCUAAGCAACUCAGCAAGACCCUGUCUCUAAAUAAAAUAUAAGCAAUAGCUGGGGAUGUGGCUCAGUGGUUGAAUGCCCCCCCUGGAUGCAAUGCCUGGUACCAAAAAUCCCCCCCAAAAC
Ictidomys tridecemlineatus (thirteen-lined ground squirrel) is the source of this 2356-nucleotide messenger RNA. RefSeq names its product phospholipid scramblase 4 (gene Plscr4). Lineage: Eukaryota; Metazoa; Chordata; Mammalia; Rodentia; Sciuridae. Gene Ontology annotation, molecular function: phospholipid scramblase activity. Gene Ontology annotation, cellular component: plasma membrane. The record is from RefSeq and is a predicted model, not a curated record. Gene Ontology annotation, biological process: plasma membrane phospholipid scrambling.